Molecule: messenger RNA, 841 nt
Organism: Ochotona princeps (American pika)
Lineage: Eukaryota; Metazoa; Chordata; Mammalia; Lagomorpha; Ochotonidae
Gene: TMEM107
Product: transmembrane protein 107
Exons: 5
Coding region: 51-473 (140 amino acids)
Biological process (GO): protein localization to ciliary transition zone; non-motile cilium assembly
Cellular component (GO): MKS complex
Source: RefSeq, a predicted model, not a curated record
CCAUCCCUGCAGCGAGGAGCCUGUGGACCUCGCCUCUCCCUGAAGGCACAAUGAGCCGGAUCUCGGGGCUCGUGCCUUCCCGCUUCCUGACUCUGCUGGCCCAUCUGGUGGUGGUCAUCACCUUGUUCUGGUCCCGGGACAGCAACGUCCAGGCCUGCCUGCCCCUCAGGUUCACCCGCGAGGAGUACGAGAAGCGGGACUUGGAGCUGCUGGCCGCCCUCUCGGUCACGCUGGGCCUCUUCGCGGUGGAGCUGGCCGGUUUCCUCUCAGGAGUCUCCAUGUUCAACAGCACCCAGAGCCUCAUCUCCGUCGGCGCGCACUGCAGUGCGUCUGUAGCACUGUCCUUCUUCAUUUUCGAGCGUUGGGAGUGCACCACGUACUGGUACAUUUUUGUGUUCUGCAGUGCACUCCCAGCUGUCACCGAAGUGGCAUUAUUCAUCGCUGUGUUUGGGCUGAAAAAGAAACCUUUCUGAUCUCUAUCGCUUUCAUUGCAAGACCGCAGAGGAAAGGGCUGGAUGAGCAAGAAACUUACCGUUCCAGGAAGAAAGGAGGUAUCGAGCCCCCAAAACUGUCUGUCUGGCGGCGGAUGUCAGUGUUAGGAUAAUUUUCUCCCAGGUUGGGAUUAUCAGCGUUUGAGUCAGUGCUUUGUAAUAAAUAAAAUGUAUUUUGUAGUAAGAUCCAGAUUUAUAGUUUUCAGGAAGCAGUUGGGGUGGCCAAACUACUGAAGAGCCUGCUUUCCUGCCCAUGAAAUAACGGGUAUCGCUUCUAUUUUGGUUAUUACGGUAGAGCGCUGACGGGGCGGGGAUAUGCAAAUAAAACAGUGCGCAGGCUUGGAAGUUGC